This is a messenger RNA of Salvia hispanica, 1777 nucleotides long. Its product is annotated as squalene monooxygenase SE1-like. The record is from RefSeq and is a predicted model, not a curated record. Gene Ontology annotation, biological process: sterol biosynthetic process. Gene Ontology annotation, molecular function: squalene monooxygenase activity; flavin adenine dinucleotide binding. Lineage: Eukaryota; Viridiplantae; Streptophyta; Magnoliopsida; Lamiales; Lamiaceae. Gene Ontology annotation, cellular component: endoplasmic reticulum; membrane.
CAUUCAUUGUGAAAGAAAGAAAAGGAAUAGAUAGAUAGAACCUCAUUUUGAUCAAUGAAAUUGGAUAUGAUGGAACAAUAUGUGUUAGGUUGCUUCAUCGCUUUGGUUCUUGGUUACAUCUUAUUACAAAGGUUCACAAAAAAUGGAGACAAAAAUAUUAAAAAGGCUGCGCCUAGAGAUGCCGGCCGUGUGGCAUGUUCGGACAAGGUUGUGCGUGAAGCUGAUGGCCCCCCGGAUGUUGUCAUUGUUGGUGCCGGUGUAGCUGGUUCAGCACUAGCUUACACUUUGGCAAAGGAUGGGCGCACGGUGCUGGUGAUCGAGAGGGAUUUGAGCCAGCCAGAUAGAAUAGUUGGUGAGCUUCUUCAACCAGGAGGCUACCUCAAGCUAGUUGAAUUGGGAAUGGAAGAAUGUGUUGGUGGGAUUGACUCUCAGCAAGUGUAUGGCUAUGCACUUUACAAGGAAGGGAAGUAUGCUAAACUAACCUAUCCUCUCCAAGAAUACACCUCGGAUGUCUCCGGCCGAAGCUUCCACCACGGCCGCUUCAUCCAAAGGCUACGCGAAAAGGCCGCCUCUCUUCCCAAUGUGAGGAUGGAGCAAGGGACUGUGACAUCAUUGAUUGAAGGAAAAGGGACAGUGAAAGGAGUGAAGUACAAGAACAAGAAUGGUGAAGAUGUGAAGGCAUUUGCCCCUCUCACAAUAGUGUGUGAUGGAUGCUUCUCCAAUUUGAGAAAGAAUCUCUGCAUUCCACAGGUGAAUGUGAUGUCCCACUUUGUAGGCAUGGUGUUGAAUCUUGAAAAUGGGAAGCUUCCACAGCCCAACCACGGCCAUGUUAUCCUGGCUAAUCCCUCGCCUGUCCUGUUCUAUCCCGUGAGCAGCACCGAGGUCCGGUGCCUUGUCGACAUCCCGGGCGCCAAGCUGCCCUCGAUCACCAACGGUGACAUGGCCAAGUACUUGAAAGCCACGGUGGCUCCUCAGCUCCCGCAGGAGCUCCACGAUGCGUUCGUGGAGCAAGUCGAGAAGGGGGAGAUAAGGUCUAUGCCUAACCGGUCCAUGCCGGCCUCUCCCCUGCCCACCCCGGGUGCCAUCCUGCUCGGAGACGCAUUCAACAUGAGGCACCCGUUGACCGGUGGGGGGAUGACCGUGGCAUUGGCCGAUGUAGUGGUGCUCCGCGAUCUGCUGAGGCCGAUGAAGGACUUCAGCGACGCGGCCGCCCUCACCGAGCAUCUUGAGGCCUUCUACACGCUUAGGAAGCCGGUGGCCUCGACGAUUAACACGUUGGCAGGAGCUCUAUAUCAGGUGUUCUGCCCGACCGCGGAUGACGCGAGCCGGGAGAUGAGGGAAGCCUGCUUUGACUACCUGAGCCUGGGAGGGAUGUGCUCGGAAGGGCCCAUCGCGCUCUUGUCUGGCCUCAACCCGAGGCCGAUGAGUUUGGUUGCGCAUUUCUUUGCCGUAGCUGUUUAUGGCGUCGGCCGCCUUGUGUUCCCGCUUCCUUCGCCUAGCCGGGUGUGGCUCGGAGCCAGAUUGCUCAUGACUGCUUAUGGAAUCAUAUUUCCAAUAGUGAGAUCAGAAGGAGUGAGGCAGAUGUUCUUCCCCAUCACAAUUCCUGCAUACAACAGGGGUGCUUCUGUUGUUAUGAAGAGCGCCAUGUUUGACAUGAUGGCUUAGGCUUAGCCAUCUUUUUUGUUACACAUGUGAUAUUCUUUUUGUCAUUCUUUCUCCAUCAAUCAAAGUUGUAUAGUUAAGAUUAAUCAAUAUACUAGUUAAUAUGCUUGUGCAA